AGGUCCACGGAGGACGGGGCUGUAGGCUGUGCCAAGAACCAAAGUGAAGAGCUCUAGGAAGGACAGUGGUGACCUACAGAAUACAGUUAUUACCCUCCUGUCACACCCAGGCACAGUGACAGAUGUCACAGCUGCCGACUGUCACCUCUUGGGACCAGAGAGAUGGUCGUGUUCUGAGGCAGGACCGCCUUGCUGUGAGGAUCUUCACCAGGUCAGAGGAGGAGACCCGUCCUGUCAGCAAAGGCAGCAGGUGAGAUCUGCUGGGAAUCAAGGAAUGAUUUUUCCAGAGUAUGGCUUCUGAGUACUGGAGUGGCUGAAUUGCUGCUGCUCAUCACAUCAUCAUUUUCCAGCACUGAAUGUAUGAAGGCAUCAGAAUCCUCAUCACCAAGUUCUUACUGUCCCCAAGAACAUCUUCAUAGUCAGAGGACACAGUGAAGCAAGCCACGAGGAGGCUGUCCUGACCAAAGGGGAGCGCAUUGCCUUGUAGAGGUGUAGGUUCUCAAACCUUAAGUGGAGCAAGUAGUAGCCACAGCUUCCUCUGCCUCUUCUUACUCAUACUCAAAUCCUGAUUAAAGAAGUGAAGUGCUUCGGGCUGUGACACGAAGUUGUCUCCAGAAUACUCAGGACUGUCUGUUCUCUGCCACCACUAUGGACUUCAGUCAAAGCAGCCAAUCCAGCCAGAGCUUCAGCAGUGAAGAAGAGGAGGAUCCAUGCACUUCACAGCAUAUGCUAGUCCCUCAGAUUCUGCGACGUGUGUUCAUAGAUGACAAGACAGCUAAAUUGGUGGAGUUUUUGCUCCUGAAGUAUCAAAAGAAAGAGCUAGUCACCAAGGCAGAAAUGUUGCACAUUGUGGACCACAAUUAUCAUGAGCAUUUCCCUCUGAUCUUCAAAAGAGUCUGUGAGUGCAUGUGUUUUGGCUUUGGCAUUGAUGUGAGGCAAGGGAAUUCCCCUAGCCACACAUAUGACCUUGUCCCUGUCUUGGGCCUCACUUAUAAAGGGAUAAUAGGUGGUGACCAGAUUAUUCCCAAAAUCGAUCUCCUGAUAGUGAUCUUGACUGUCAUCUUUGUAAAGGGCAACUGUGUCAGUGAGGAAGACAUAGGGAAAGUCCUGAGAAUGAGGACAAUGUUACCAAAAAGGAAGAACUUUCUUAAUGAGGUCCGGUGGAAAUUUGUCACUGAGGAUUUGGUACAGGAACAGUACCUGGAAUAUCGGCAGGUGCCCAAUAGUGAUCCUGCUCGCUAUGAGUUUCUGUGGGGUCCAAGGGCCAAGGCUGAAACUAGCAAGAUGAAAGUUCUGGAGCAUUUGGCCAAGGUUAAUAAGAUCCAUCCCAGGUCCUGCCCAAUUCUGUUUGAACAGGCCUUGAGAGAGGAGCUAAAGGCUUCCGUAAAUUAGUUAAGUGCCAUUGAGGAGGCACUGUGAUGUGAAUGGUAGGGACAAGGAGUGUUCCACAGCAACAUCACUAGCUUAGCUCUGACCUUAUGUGGGAUGAGGCCAAUUCUCCAUUUGUAUUUGUGGAGAGCAGUAAGUCUUCUAAGUAGUGCAGAGCCAGAAGAAGAUGGGGGAAAUAUCAUACAUAGCAUCUUGAUGUCUGUUCUAUUUGAGUUCUUUGUAAAAGCACGUGUUUUCUU
This is a messenger RNA of Fukomys damarensis (Damara mole-rat), 1628 nucleotides long. Its product is annotated as melanoma-associated antigen 10-like. Gene Ontology annotation, cellular component: nucleus. The record is from RefSeq and is a predicted model, not a curated record. The transcript has 4 exons. Gene Ontology annotation, biological process: negative regulation of transcription by RNA polymerase II. Bases 649 to 1392 code for a protein of 247 amino acids. Lineage: Eukaryota; Metazoa; Chordata; Mammalia; Rodentia; Bathyergidae.